This is a messenger RNA of Leptidea sinapis, 8385 nucleotides long. Its product is annotated as neurexin-1. Lineage: Eukaryota; Metazoa; Arthropoda; Insecta; Lepidoptera; Pieridae. The record is from RefSeq and is a predicted model, not a curated record. Bases 203 to 5179 code for a protein of 1658 amino acids. The transcript has 28 exons.
GCGUGCCUUUCCGCGCGAUGUGUUCUUUACACAAUAAAAUUACAUAAUUCAACAAUAUCCUUUAUAACAAGAAAAAACUACAGUGAACUUACAGUAUAAGUGAACUGAAGUGACAAACUCGCAAUAAAACAAUGGAUUGGAGCGCACUCAAAGAAUGACACGCAAACGACUCACCAGGAGCAUCGCGCAGUGACUCGUCGCCAUGUCCUCGCCGGACUUCGGGGUGACGAUGUACUACCUCCUCUUCUGUCUUAUCUCUCUCUCGCUCCAAUCGAACUUCGCGUUCGUUCUCGACAAACAGAAUCCCUACUCGCAGUUUCGCAAAUGGUACGCCGGUCUGAACGGUACAUUGGAACUUGAGUUUAAAACUGAUGAACCUAAUGGCUUACUUUUGUAUACGGACGAUGGUGGCACUUAUGACUUUUUCGAGUUGAAAUUAGUGAACAGUGCGUUACGGUUGCGGUACAAUUUGGGCGGAGGAGCGCAGAUUAUAACUGUGGGCAAUAAUCUGAAUGAUGGUCACUGGCAUAAAGUUCAGGUGGCCCGACGGGACGAGCACACUUCUCUCUCUGUGGACGGCGUGACACAGAGCAAAACCUCGCGUGGCAAGGAGUUUGCCUUCGGGAAGUUUAUCACUAACUCGGAUGUCUUCAUCGGUGGGAUUCCCGCUUCAUACAAUUCGAAGUUGACAACUUUGGCCCUGCCAUCUGCUAUAUUCGAGCCGAAAUUCCGAGGGUCUGUGAGGAAUCUAGUGUACGCUGACUUGCCCGGGCAGCCUCCAAGAAGACAGGAGUUGAGACAUUCCAGAGAUUUAAAGUCGUCUCGUAUUACAAACGCCAGUGGAGACGCCUGUGAGCGACGGGACCCGUGCCAGCACGGCGGAGUCUGCAUCAGCACUGAUGAUGGACCCGUCUGUGAGUGCAGAGAUGGGGACUACGAGGGGGCCUUCUGUGAACGAGAUAAAGCCCCAUCAGAAGCAACGUUCCGUGGCGCCGAGUUCCUCUCGUACGAUCUGACGCAGACAGGAGGAGAGCCCAUAGUGAGCACUCAGGACGCCCUCUCACUGUACUUCAAGACGAGGCAGCCAAAUGGAUUGCUGUUCUAUACUGGUCAUGAAGCGGACUAUCUAAACUUGGCUGUGCGUGAUGGUGGCCUAUCACUCACCAUGGGCUUGGGCAACGGGAAGCAGGAGAUGCACAUCAAGCCGUCCAAGACCAGGUUCGAUGAUCACCAGUGGCACAAGCUCACUGUGAGGAGGAAGAUUCAAGAAAUAACACCGUUUACCAGCUUCUGUCGGGUAUCAGCGGUAGUGGACGACGUGUACACCGAACACUCGCACGUGGCGGGCUCCUUCACCAUGCUGGGCAGCUCGCGAGCCCACGUGGGAGGCUCCCUCAACACCAGGGCACUGCCGGGUGCGAGGGUACAUACUAACUUCAUCGGGUGUCUUAAGAAGGUGGAGUUCUCAGCUGACACCCUGCGCCUGAACCUCAUAGACCUGGCGCGCACCGGCAGCAAGCUGAUCACUGUCACGGGCCGGCUGGAGUACCAGUGCACGGCCACUGACGCAGCAGACCCCGUCACCUUCACCACCAGGGACGCACACUUGAUUCUACCAAAAUGGGAAGCAGUGAAGACCGGAACAAUCUCAUUCAAAUUUAGAACGAACGAGCCAAAUGGAUUGAUAUUAUUCAACAUGGGCGCGAAACCACCAAGGGUAGGUUGCACGGCUGAUCUUUUUGCGGUUGAAAUGUUGAAUGGAUACAUCUAUGUACACCUGGACCUUGGGUCUGGAGGGGUGCGGGUGAGAGCGUCCAGGCGAAGAGUGGACGACUCACACUGGCAUGAGUUCCUGUUGAGAAGAACUGGAAGGGAUGGCAGAGUCACUGUUGACGGUGCCAAUGCUGAAUUCAAGACUCCUGGAGAAUCCAAUCAGCUGGAAUUAGACGGGUCCUUGUUCGUGGGAGGUCUGGGCUCGGAGUACUCUGCAUCUAGAACUCCCUCUGCACUUUGGACGGCAGCGUUACGCCAAGGAUUUGUGGGUUGUAUACGAGAUUUAGUUCUCAAUGGGAAGCCACAAGAUCUAACUGCGUACGCUCGUCAGCAGGAUUCUGCGUCAGUGAGACCAGCUUGCCACGUCAUGAUGAAGCAAUGUGUGAGUUCUCCGUGUCAGCAUGGCGGCGUAUGUUCCGAGGGCUGGAACCGGCCUCUCUGUGACUGUUCCUCAACAAACUACGGUGGUCCUACGUGUGGCAGAGAAUCUCCAACGAUAUUAUUGAACGGUAGUCAGCACCUCACGGCGGCCUUGGGUCCGGAGCACACAACACAGACGGAGGAGUUGUUGCUGAGAUUUCGGACAAGCAAGGCCGGCUUGUUGCUGCGGACUGCUUCUGAGCAUUCUGCAGACAGGAUAGAGCUGGCAGUAGCUGCAGGGAGAGUGAGAGCCAGCGUGCGGCUAGGAGACAGAGAAAAGAAUCUCUUGGCGGGAACAAAUGUUGCGGACGAGAAAUGGCACACGAUUAGGUUCUCGCGGCGCGCGUCCAAUCUGAAGCUGCAGGUAGACGCAGGGCAGGCAGUACGCGGUACGUUAUCUGAAACAAUUUUAGGAAAAGCGUCUACUUUGGAAAUCUCUACUUUACACUUGGGAGGACUAUUUCACCCGGAAGAGGAAAUCCAAAUGACGUCGACUUUGCCAAAUUUCGUUGGCUACAUUCAAAAAUUUAUAUUCAAUGGGAUAAAAUACAUAGAUCUUGCGAGAUCACUGGGUGUUGGUAACAUGGAAGACAGUAAUUCUAUUUAUGAUACUCCAAAUAUAAUAUUUACUGGAAAAUUUGUAAAGCCAGAUUCUCUGAACGUUUAUAAGGCUGUAACGUUUAAAUCUAAACAUACAUACGUUGGACUGCCGUUGUUAAAAGCAUACGCAAAUACAUAUCUAGAUUUUUAUUUCCGAACGACUGAAAUGGAUGGUCUAUUAUUUUAUAAUGGCGGUAAGAAACAAGAUUUUAUUGCUGUUGAAUUAGUCAACGGACAUAUACACUGCAUUUUUAAUCUUGGAGAUGGAGUAGUAACUAUGAAAGAUAAGCUGAAGAAUUUUUUGAAUGAUAAUAGAUGGCAUACUGUGUCUAUUAGACGACCAACUCCGAAAAUUCACACAGUGCAAGUAGAUGAUGAUUUGGAAAUGCAUACAACAAGUUCAAAUCUAAUGUUAGAAUUAGACAGUGUAUUAUAUGUGGGUGGUGUACCCAAAGACAUGUACACAACAUUGCCUGUAGGCGUCCAGUCCCGGCAAGGCUUCGAAGGUUGUAUGUCGAGUGUAGACUUGCCGGGUGAGUCGCCGUCUCUGAUUGAAGACGCUGUUGUUCCUAGUUCAUCUUUAGUCUCUGGUUGUGAAGGUCCAACGAAGUGUACUCAUAACGCGUGCGCUAAUAAGGGCGUGUGUGUGCAGCAAUGGAACACAUACGUGUGUGAUUGUGACCUCACCUCGUUCACCGGGCCUACCUGCUAUGACGAAUCGAUAGCCUACGAGUUCGGCCCUGGUAGAGGUAUAGUGACGUACACGUUUCCUCCGAGCGCCGUGGCGGACACAGAGGCGGACAAGGUGGCCGUGGGGUUCGUUACCAGCAAGGCUGAUGCCGUCAUCCUGAGGGUCGAGUCCUCAAACACGCAGGACUACAUGCAAAUGGAAAUCAUCCGAGGCAACCUUUUCAUGGUGUACAACGUGGGAGACGGUGACCAUCCUCUCGGAGACGAGGCGGCCAGGGUCGACGACGGCACCUACCACGUGGCCAGCUUCGUGCGGAACGGCAGCAGAGCGGCGCUGCAGCUCGACAACUAUGCUGUCAACAUCCGACAUCCUCAAGGUGGCCAGCAGUCCACAAUCUUCAACAGUCUGUCUCGUGUGACCGUGGGCGGCGGGCCCGGCGGCGCGCGCUCGUUCAGCGGUGUGGUAGCGGGGCUGGUGGCGGGAGGGGCGCGGGUGUUAGACCUGGCCGCGGGGGGCGACCCCGGAGUGGCCGUGCGGGGCGACGUGCGUCGGGCCGCCGGGCCACUCGACAGGGACAUCAACAGGAUGCAGCAGACGCCACCAUCUGGGUAUGGCGGUGCCGGAGUUCUUGAUGAGCUGGUCUACUCAGGGGCGGGGUCUGGGUGUCGCGAUGAUGACGAGGAUGCCUGCGUGUUACCUGACGCUGGCUCCGGUGAUGACCUCAUCACGCCCGUCUACGUGCCUUCCACGCGGCGCCCGCCCACGCAUCGGAAGGGAGAACCAAGUGGAAAGCUAAUGAAGCCAUGUGAUGACGAGGAUUGUAUCGAAGGUUCCGGUUCCAACGGAGAAGAUAUCACUGAACCGGACCACGGCGUCACAACCGCUGGUGUGAGUUCGACACAUAGCAUGACGUCACCAACUGUCGCGAUAUCGACGGAGCAUAUUGACAAGACUAUACAGGGCUCCACAGACGCUGCGACCGAUACGACCGGCGCUACCGGCUCUACUAAGAGCGACACCACACGUCCAGAUCAUGACAACAUGCAUGCAGCCACAGUUGGCACCGUGACCACACCGAAAGGUGGAACAACACCAGCGGAAGAGCACACGCACACAAGCAACCAGUUCACACCUACAGUGACACGCCAUACUGAGUCUACGCACACCACCGACUCAGAGCACAUUCCGGACUACGAGGACCAUCGACACGACGCUGAGACGCACUCGCCCUACGACGUGCACCGGGUGCCGUCUGUCGACCGCACGCCCGCCGGAUACCCGGACGACGGCGACCGGCUGCCGGGCUACCCGGGGUACAACGGACACGAUCCGGAGAUCACCACAAAGUGGUACCAUCCUAAAACUACAGACAAUAAAGUGGUCCCACAGCCGUCUGAAUUCCUUGCUACAUUGAUUGGUAUCGUCUGUUCAAUCCUGAUAAUUGUAAUCGUGGUCGUCAUCAUAGCGCUGAAGCUAGUGUUCAGGGUGGAUACAUCGUACAAGGUGACGGAGGACAAGAACUUCCAGCAGGGUGCGAACGCCGCGCUGCUUGCCAACCAGGCUCAUUCGAGCUACCAGACGGGCGCGAACAAUGGCGGUGCUGUGCGGAACCUGCAGCCCCUACCGCUCCGCAACGGAGCCGCACUCGCACCGCAGCCCGUCAAGCGAGACGGCAUCAAGGAGUGGUACGUGUGAACCACAUGUAUGAUCGGUGCCACAGAAAGAGACAGCUGUACCGAAGUGGUGCAACUCAAGCAUUGUGUCCACUACUGAGCUCCUAGUCCAGAUAAUAUUCGAUCGUCAUUAACGAUAUACCACAGGUCAAAAACAAACUAAACGAUUUGAUGGAAAAAUGUCUCAUCACGUCAAGUCACAUCUAUUGUAUUAUAAGUAUUUCAAUAUUAACGUUAAUAAUGUCAAAUUGUAUCUUGACUAGAUGCUCCGGUGUUUCAUUUUAACGCACAUUUUAAUUUAAAAGAGGGAAUCUCUUACCAACAAAUAAUUAAAGGAGGAUGUCGAGAAUGCAUGUAUUUUGGGACCCACUGAAAGAAGUGGCGUACAUCAUGGAAACUUAUUAAUAAUUGUAGAACGUAACAAAACUAAGAAAAAAGCAAAUCGUAAGUAGGUCUAAAAAAGUGGGAGAAAAAAGAUAUACCUAAAAGUAAAAUAUAACCUAAACUUAUUAUUCAAUAUCUAUUGAUCAAUUAAAAAUUUGUAUCUCAUGUCUAUGCCUAAUUACUGUCUGCUAAAAGAUAAUAUAAUAUAUAUGUGGAAGAUUGGCCAGCAACUAAUGAUUGAGGAUUCACAAUACAUUAUUUUUUCAAGCAAGUAUCGAAUCUUUGAAAGAUACUAGAUACUAAACCUACUGAUUUUAGUAUCAAAAAACGAUAAUAAUCUCAUCGAAUCUUAUUUUGAAUUACUGAUUUGAGUAGGUAUAGAUAGUAUGAUGGAGUCGGAACAUCCAUAUAUUGUCAAUUGCGCAAAGCGUUCCGUUAGUGCAAGAUGACUUAUUUCUUUAAUAAAUUAUAAUAUUUUAUUUCUUAUGACUCCCAUAUCUUAGCGCCUCAAUAUUUUUUGUAUAAACAUCGUAUAAACUUGAGUUUAUAGUUAAUAUAAACUUGUACUUGUACGAUACUUCCUUAAUUUUUCAAUUAUGUGGGUCCAUUCUCGACAUCCUACUUUACUUUGACAAGUUAAUUACAAUACUAUAUCCUCGUUUCAAACAUUAUAUCAUCUACAGCCGGUUUAUAAAGUAUGUUCAGUUUGUCUAAAAUAAAAUUGACCUGUUCUGAGUACUUUUGUUUCAACUAAAAUAUACCUAAUACUAAAACAUGUACAAUAUUCUUAUUUUCGAUUCUAAAAUACAAUUGAUAGAUCUCGAUACAUAACUAUCACCAGAUAAAAUUAAAUAACAAUAAUAUAAGACAAUUCAAAAUAAUAUUAGAUUCCUUAAAUAUAUCUUAAUGUGUCUGUUGGUUUUUAAAUGCGCGUCAUUGUGAAACACCGCUACAAUUAAAACGGACAUAUCAAGUCUUUAGUAAAAUUAUAUAAUAAAUAGUAAAUUAACCGUAGUCGCUUAUAGCUGGUGCGUUUUAUAGCGAUUGUGAGAUUUGUUCCAAGACGUACAGUUCAACAUUCGUGAUGAUAAACUAAACCAGAAAAAUACAUAAAAACCUGUACACUGGCCAGUCACAGAGUUAUUGCGUUUUUAUUUAAUAUUCUCGUUUAAAUUUUCAACAGGAUCACAAGAAAUUAGAUAAUAAAAUGGCGUUACAAUGGUUUUUAGAGAUGAUAAUAUUUAAAUAUUAUUAUGAAACAUUGGUAGUUAUCGAAGACAAAGAACUGUAUAUCUCUGAAACUAUAAUCGUGAGUGAAUGAAAUUUGUGUUGCUAAGUUUAAAAUAUUUAGUGCGAAUAUCGACUGAUUCCAGAGUGUUAGUGUAAAUAUUAUUGUUAGUGCAGUCACGUCUUGUGCGUGUGUGUGCGUAUAAAGCGAACAUUUCGUAAUGGAAUUGCUUCUAACUGAUGUUAUUAGGAGUUUUUAGACACAAUAUGUUUUGGUUAAAAAAUUGAAAGAUCUCCAUGAUAUUAUACAUUAAAUGAUAUCUUCAUUAUUUUAACAAACCUUGUCAUUGAUCUGGUUGUUACUUUUGUGAGACAAUUCCUAAAAAAAUAAUGUAUUAAUUCGAUACAUGCCUUAUAUAAUUACAUCAAAAUUUCUAAAAGCUAAUUUUUCGUUAAUUUGAAAUAUUUUUUUAUUUUGAGUAAACUGGAUAAUAAAAACUGAAUUAGUUACGCUUUUAAGAAUGCCAAUGCUAGCUUUUAUACCCUUUGAAUUGUUAUCAAUAAUUAUUAAGAUACUAUCGCUAAUGUUACUCGUAGGGCUGCCAACACUGAAAAUAAAGCAUAUCGUUAAAUUGAAGACUACGGUAAUUUUUACAAAUUUCUCUUUCCUAUAUUUAUUAGAUCUUAUACAAAUAUUUUUACCAAAUAAAGAAGGUUAGGAUAAAGCUGCUCUAUCAAAGGGUUUUGAAAAUAACGUUUGUAUGUUAUUUAUGGACUUGAAGUAUGAGCUUUCAUAGAUUGUGACUCUGUAAUGUCAGAGAUUUAUUCAAUGCGUUUGAUAAUAUUUAUUUAUCUAGCAAAACUGUUGAGAGGCUCUUUAACCUACAUAGCUCAUGUUGUUAAAAUACCAUGAUUGUAGUUUAUAACUCAUCAUCAGAAGCACAGUAAUAUCAUAUUAUAUUCAUAGAUUUAAAUACAUAAUUGUUGGCAUGUCACUAGGUCAAAUUUAAGUUACUUUUACCGUACCGUUAAGCCUUUACCUAUUCAAAGCGUUUUUAUAAAAUGUUCAAGUUCAAAGACCUUUAAAAUAAAAGUUUUCGGUGUUUUAAUAAAUAAAACAUACAAGCCUUAAUGUUUUAUGCCCUCUCAAUACUUAAAGAUCUUUUUCAAUUAAAUUUUCCUCCUAAUAAGUAUCAAAUAAUCUAUUAUAAUGUUACAUCCACCGUCCCGAUUUCCUCUUUCCAAAUAGAUCCUUCAAUUUAGCUUUAAUGGAAAGUAAUAUAUAGAUUGUUAUAUUGCACAGGAUAUAAGUUUGAUUGUAAAUAGUUAUAAUAAUGUAAUUAAUUUAAACGUAAUUGUAAUGCCACACUCGUUUUACGGCACAAAAUGUUAGUAAAAUUUGUUUGUCAAUUUUUAGUCAAUAGUGUUUCAGCAAUUUAUAUCAAAUUUUUUUACAAAUGAAUUAUGUAUAAUUGAAGCUUUACGAUAGUAUGUGUAAAAUAAAUCUCAUUUUUAUUAAAAAUAUGCAAUUGUACAGUUUAUAGACGACUCCGGUCGGACCAAGUUUUGUUUUAUGUAAUCAGUUUAAUAAAUAAUAUAAAGUAAUUUACAUGAGAA